GCAAAAUGUCCAGUCGAGGCCGAUGUGAGCGAACGUAUUUCAACUGGUCUAUUCUUCCACGCAGCGAUAGUUGCUGUUAUAACAAAUCGUCGGAUAAGGAGGCACCAUCCUCGCUGUACAAUGAUCUUCAAGGAAGCGACGGCUCUGGGAAUUUGGGCGGCCCAGAUGUUCGAAGACGAAUCCCUAUCAAACUCAUAUCCAAACAGCCCCUAAGGAGCAAACCUCCGCCACGAGCCCAAAGACCCAGCAGCAGGCCAACUAAAAGUGAGCCCGGAGAAAAUGAUAACUUUGGCUUCAAGCAAGAGGACAGGUUUGACUGCGGCGCUAAGUCUGGAGAUGUGUUUGCAAAUCAGAGGAGAUAUCCCCAGCCACUGUUUUGGGAUUAUAAGUUGCAUUUGAUUGGAGAAAGGGAUGAAGUAGCGAUCCACUUCUGUGACAAAUGUGGUCUCCCUAUCCAGCUGUAUGGGCGGAUGAUCCCCUGUAAACAUGUUUUCUGCCACGACUGUGCUUUGCUUCAUGAAAAGAAAGGAGACAAGAUGUGUCCAGGCCUCACCCUCUACAGCUGCACAGAUCCAGUGCAGCGCAUCGAGCAGUGCCAGCGUGGUUCGCUCUACAUGUGCAGUGUUGUGCCGGGAUGUAAGCGCACCUACCUGUCCCAGCGUGACCUGCAGGCCCAUGUUAACCACCGCCACCUGAGGGCAGCCAAGUCGUCCUCAGGCCGCCAGGAGCCCCUGCACCUCGGCCUGUCAUCUGACGUGCCUGAUCGUUUCCGUGUGCCUCCACCUCACUUAUCCAAGAACCAUGUCCAUCUCCCCAACCCACUCCAGCAUGGUGGUCAUGACCCCUACAGCCAGCCGCCGCCGCCCUCUGCUCACGAUGCCCCGCCCCCAACAUCUGCUUUAGGGCCUGAGACAUUCCGCAUCGCUACGGUAACGACCCGGAAACACAGCAAUCUCAUCACUGUGCCCAUCCAAGAUGACUCCUCUUCCUCCCGUGAGCCCCACUCUGGUGGGCUAGGCCCCGGUCAGCCACCCCACCACCACCCUGGGGACUAUCCCGGACAGCCACCUGUUGUGUCCCACUCCCACCACAUGAUGGCGCCACCGCAGCAGCACUUUGGCCCCCCGCCACCCCCUCCUCCUCCCAUCAACCACCCAAUGCAGCAUCCGCCCCAGGCCUCUGGGACGCCACACAUGGUGUACAACCAGGCCCCGCCUCCCCCCAUGUCCACAGCUCCACCACCAAUCACGCCCCCACCAGGGCACAUUAUGCCCCCUUAUAUGAACCACCCGCCCCCAGGACCUCCACCACAACACAGUGGCCCUCCCGUCAACGCCCCUCCACCUCAUCAUUACAACCCCAACUCAAUGCAGCAGUUCCCUGAAGACCAGGGCACACUCAGUCCCCCGUUCAGCCAGCCAGGAGGGCUCAGCCCUGGGAUGUGGCCUGCUCCGAGAGGACCCCCACCUCCACGAAUGCAGGGUCCUCCUCCCCCGGGCCAGAUGCCUGGUCCACAUCACCCAGAUCAGGGCCGCUACCGGCCGUACUAUCAGUAAACUGCCAACUGAAUGAAUAGGCAACAGUCUGUGUCAUUCUGUUCCGCACCACUUGUCUGAAUAAUGUGAUAGUAAACCUCAGGGUUACAGGACGUAGAAGCUUCGUUUUGAUAAUACUGCCCAGAAACAAAUGUGUAUGCUGUGCACAUUUAAGUUAACUGUACUGAACCUUCUACUGAGCAUACUGCAGACUUGGAAGAGCAAGAAUGUCCCCUUUUUAAUAGCUUAUAUUUCUGUAUAUAUGUCAGCUGAGUUCAUGCAUAUGUACUGUUCAUGAAAGAUGUUAAAUAUGUCUCAAUAAAUUUUUAACGGCAGAUUUCAAUCUCAUCUUUGCUCUAUUGACACAAAUAGUUCUAUUGACUAACCGUUAAUAUUUAAUUUAUACGUUAAGAUGGUUAUAUGAUAUUUGAAGGAUAUGAGAAGCAAUACAUGGAGUUCACAUCUCGUGAGAACUAGUAUUACCUAGUUGGUCAACUGUAUGUAACCCUCCAGACAUUUUGUCCUGUGGCUACAUCUGGUGGUCGUCUUUAUCUGUGGUUUCCAACAAUUUUGGACUGUGACCCCAUAAAAUGGCUUGUAACUUCAUAUCAAAGGAUGGUAUUUAAAUGUCUGCACCACCCAAACCAAAGUGACAAUUUAUUCUCAGAUUGUUAUUUGAUGCUGGACCACAAGUGGAUUUUUAAGUUAUUUACAAAAUAAAAGAUCAUUCAGGAACUCUGAAAAAAUAAACUUGAUUUUGUGCA
Molecule: messenger RNA, 2299 nt
Organism: Pleuronectes platessa (European plaice)
Lineage: Eukaryota; Metazoa; Chordata; Actinopteri; Pleuronectiformes; Pleuronectidae
Gene: cbll1
Product: Cbl proto-oncogene-like 1, E3 ubiquitin protein ligase
Exons: 6
Coding region: 6-1556 (516 amino acids)
Biological process (GO): protein ubiquitination; regulation of cell adhesion
Molecular function (GO): ubiquitin protein ligase activity
Source: RefSeq, a predicted model, not a curated record